AAGCCGAAGACGGCUAAGCCGUACAUCUCCGUGCUGACUAAGAAACCGAAUCAAAAGGGGCAAAAAAUAAGAACUAUAAAUACGCAUAUAUCUAUACAUAUGUAUACCUCGUAUAUCACGCUCUCUAAAAUUCUUUAGCCUCCUAAACACAGCUCUCAGAGCCGCACCCUCUUUCUCUCGGGAGAGAUGGCAUCUCAGAGUGAAGAUGCUUCUGCUGCCCCUAGUGCACAGAUUAUUGGCAAUCUCUUUGUGGAAUCGUACUACAAUGUUCUUCAUCGUGUACCAGAGGAGGCUUAUAGGUUUUAUAAGGAUUCAAGUGUGCUCACCCGACCUGGACCUGAUGGCGUGAUGACAUCUUUUACUACUGUAGAAGCCAUUAAGGAGACGAUACUCUCCUUUAACUUCCCGAACUAUAAGUCAGAUGUAUUGACUGUAGAUGCAGAGUUUUCAUACAAGGAUGGGGUGAUUGUUUUAGUUACUGGUUGUGUAACUGGAAAGGACAAUGUGGAAAGGAAGUUUACUGAAUCUUUCUUUCUAGUGCCCCAAGAGUCAGGUUACUUUGUCAUGAAUUCUAUUCUUAGGUACAUGGGUGAAUCUGAAUCCUUGGGGGCUGAUUCUGUGGCAAACAACCACACUGAAGAUUCUGUGGCAAACAACCACACUGAAGAAAGUGCUUCAAAAUCUGCCUUGACACCAGAUCCUGAGCUAACUCAUGUUCCUGAUCAUCCUGAGCCAAAGCAAACUACCCCUGUGGAGGAUGGUACUGCAAACAAUAACAAUGACAAUGAAGUCAGUCACCAGUUGGCCGACCAGAAGUUGUCAGUUGGUGAAAAAGGGGUUGUUGCUGAGCACCCAAUUAAUUCAAGUCAGAAAGCUGUAGGCACAUACACUGAGACUGCUGCUGCUGAAAUCCAGGAACCUGCUCCAAAGAAGUCCUUUGCAUCAGUGGUGCAUGCAUUGAAGGACAAUAAUGCCCCGUUCCAUGUGAGGCUUCCCCCUGUUAAGCCUGCAGAACGGCCCCGUUCAUCUGCAGUACCUGAGGCUUCAGUUCCUAGUAGAAACAGCACCCUGAAAAAGAUUGAUGAUCAUGCAGUUAAGACUUAUGCCUUAUUUGUGCCAAAUCUGCCCAUGGAUGCAACAACAGAACAACUUGAAGUGGGUUUUAAGGAAUUCGGGUCCAUUAAGCGUGAUGGUAUUCAAGUUAGAAGUAACAAGCAACAGGGUUCAUGUUUUGGUUUUGUGGAGUUUGAAUCUGCCAGUUCAAUGCAACGUGCUAUUGAGGCUUCCCCAAUCUUGAUGUUUGAUCGUAAACUUCACGUCGAGGAAAGGCGAGGCAAGUGAAAUUAUUAAAUCCAUCAUUCUUAUUUAUUAUUUUUGAUAAGUUCCUCUUAAUUAUUAUUUACUGGUUGAUUAGCAUGAGUUAUUAAAUUACUCAAUAUCCGGUUGGUGUGGAUGAUUUGGUAUUUUGCAGCAAGCAAUGAUAGGGGAAGGUUUCCCUCAGGACGGGGUGGUUAUCGAAAUGAUAACUUUAGAGUCCGGGGGGGAGACUUCAAUGGCGGAAAUUUUAAUGGAGGCCGUGGCUCUGGUAGAAAUGAUUUUGAGAAGCGGGGUGAUUUCUCAAAUCGAACACGUGAUAAUGGUGGACGGAAUGCAGAAACUGGCCAGAGGGUUUACCAAAACGGUGGAGGAAGAGCCACACGCCAAGCCAUCACUGAGACUCAGGCAUAGACAAGGCUCUUGCCAGUUUUGUUGACAAUAGUACUUUCGACUUUUGAUAAUAUAGGAAAUCUUACUCUAAUUGCGGCAUUUUAGGCUUUUUUUUUUUUUUCCCCUUGAGAAUUUAACUUUUUGGGUAAAUUUAUUUAUGUUUCCAGUUAAAUUUGAAAUAAUUUGGCUUUUUAGGCUUUA
Molecule: messenger RNA, 1908 nt
Organism: Corylus avellana
Lineage: Eukaryota; Viridiplantae; Streptophyta; Magnoliopsida; Fagales; Betulaceae
Source: RefSeq, a predicted model, not a curated record